Molecule: messenger RNA, 1748 nt
Organism: Sinocyclocheilus anshuiensis
Lineage: Eukaryota; Metazoa; Chordata; Actinopteri; Cypriniformes; Cyprinidae
Product: transmembrane protein 189-like
Exons: 7
Coding region: 139-1005 (288 amino acids)
Molecular function (GO): oxidoreductase activity
Source: RefSeq, a predicted model, not a curated record
UCCCUAAGAACACUCCACACCAGAGAGCACAAGAAAAGUUUUCCAAAAUAUUCACUUUAUUCAGGCUAUCGGGCAGUUUAAAGACCUGGCUCGGACGCCCUGUGGGGAACAAUAUUUAUCAACCAUUUAGCUCAUGAGAUGAAACAAGGGGCCAUGGCUACGGCGUUACUGUCAGAGACGGAGAUCAGGCAGCGGUCUAUGGCAGAGGAGGAUCCGAACGGGAAUGAACAUGGGGCGGCUGCGCGCAGCACCGUGCCUCGCUGGGGACCGCAGCAUGCCGGGGCCCGACAGCUCGCCAGGCUUUACUCUCCGGGAAAGCGGCUGCAGGAGUGGAUCUGUGUAAUUCUGUGCCUCUCGCUCUUCGCUCUUAACCUCUCCUUCCUCUUCCUCAACUUCUCCACAGUGCACAUCUACAGAAUCAUCUUUGGCAUUGUGACUGGUAUUGUGACAGCAGAUUUUGCCUCUGGGAUCGUACAUUGGGGAGCUGAUACAUGGGGUUCAGUGGACAUCCCAGUAAUUGGGAAGGCAUUUAUUCGCCCAUUCCGGGAGCACCACAUUGAUCCGACAGCUAUCACACGGCAUGACUUCAUAGAGACUAAUGGAGACAACUGCAUGAUCACCAUCCUGCCUCUGGCCCACAUGGCCUAUAAAUUCCUCUCCUACCCACCAGAUGCCCUUGCAGAGUCCUACCCCUGGGAAUGUUUUGUUUUUGCGUUGGCGGUCUUUGUAACCAUGACUAAUCAGAUCCACAAGUGGUCCCACUCCUACUUCGGCCUGCCACUCUGGGUCACACUACUGCAGGACUGCCACCUAGUGCUGCCACGGAAACACCACCGGAUUCAUCAUGUGUCGCCACAUGAGACGUACUACUGCAUCACCACAGGGUGGUUGAACUACCCGCUGGACAAAGUGGGUUUUUGGCGGACAAUGGAGUGGUUGAUCGAGAAAUUGACGGGUCAGAAGCCACGCAGUGAUGACCUGGCCUGGGCCAAGAAAACCGAGUGACCAGGAUAGCAGGACUGAAUUCCCUCCCUCAUCCAUCUCAGAAACCAGAAACCGAAAUAUGGGCCUUAACUCUGUACCCCAAAACCUCUCUCCUAUAAUGUUCCUGUGUCCCUCUGUCUCCGCUAAACCAUCUUCUCUACAGCACAGAACCACAGAUCACUCUUACUGCUGGGGCCUUUUCCUGUCACUGAGGUCUGCUACACGCAAGCCAUCACCUGUUCCUCCUCUACUGGCUUCCUCCUCAGUUUUGUAGAUGUCCAUACGCAACGAAAUAGUAGAAAGACAAGAUGAAGUUCAAAACGGUGGUUUCAAACUGUUGAGAUAAUGAUGAGAGACACUGUUUCCCUCACAAUCCUUUGCUCCAUCUCCAUGUGCUUUCCCGUUUCAGUGUGUAAAAUGUAUGUUUUCUGGAGGUUGGGCUCUCCAGAGGACCGAAACCAUGUUGUGAUUUUCCCAGCAUGGUUUUCAUAGCAAGGCAUGGAAUGAAAUAAGCAAUUACAUCUGGAUUUGAUUCCACAAACUGCGAGAAAAGAUUUAUUGCCAUCUCAAACACUCUCUCCAGUUUCACAAAAGCAUCUCGGCAGCGUUAAAACCCUCCCUUAGUUUGAACCGGAGGACGCAUGGAGGAUCCAUUUCUCAAAAAACGCAGAGAAAGGGUUUUGUUGGCCAACCCGCGUGGUCAGUGCUCAGUUGACCCAACUGAAUGUUUUCCCUGAGUGUUUUUUACUGAGCUCGUGUUAGCC